Messenger RNA from Schizosaccharomyces osmophilus, 477 nucleotides. RefSeq names its product SPAC1782.02c-like, conserved protein. The coding region runs from base 1 to 477 and encodes 158 amino acids. The transcript has 2 exons. Lineage: Eukaryota; Fungi; Ascomycota; Schizosaccharomycetes; Schizosaccharomycetales; Schizosaccharomycetaceae. The record is from RefSeq and is a predicted model, not a curated record.
AUGCUGUUUCGUUUUGGCACGGUUGCCCUAUUCUACAGCUUUUUGCUGGCUUACUUGGGAGUUGCGAUGAUAUGGAAACCAGAAUUUGUGAUUGAAAGUGGUCUUUCAGCAUUAAUUGGAGCUUCGAUGGAUUUGAAGCCCUUAGUGAGCAGUGCAAACAACCAACCGACUUUAGCCUUUACAGGAAUUCUCUUUCUCGUGCUGUCAUUGAUGCACACUGUAGCUCACUUACAACAUAAUGUCUUGUACUUCAGUGCUAUUAUACCUUUCCGUGCUAUUUUCGACUUUAUUUUCACAGGAUACAUUUACUUAAAAAAGGACCACAUACUCAGUAAUAAUGUCACCUUUACCUUUGCUUUUUGCGAUCUCAUGUGGCAGUUUUGGCUCUAUGCCUCAUUGAAUGAAGACAAGGCCAAAUUUGCCAAGAAAAUGCAAAAGGAAGCUGAAGCUGAGAAGAACAAGGAAUUGACUGAAUAG